AUGAGCGCUCUGAACCUGAACAACCUCUUCGACGUCAAGGACAAAGUCGUCGUCAUCACGGGCGGCGGUCGCGGUAUCGGCAAGAUGAUGGCCGACGGCUUCGUGCAGAACGGAGCCAAAGUCUACAUCGCCUCCCGCCGUCUCGAGGCAUGUGAAGCCACCGCCAAGGAGCUCAACGUCAAGGGGCCUGGCAAAUGCAUCCCGCUACAAGCGAAUCUGCUGAGUGAAGCUGGUUGCAAGGAGCUGGCAGAGCAGAUCGCCCAGAAGGAGAGCAAAGUGGACGUGCUCAUCAACAAUUCGGGCGUCUCGUGGGGCGGAGACUUCGAUCACCACCCGGAAUCGGCCUGGAACAAGGUACUGACGGUCAACGUGACGUCGCCCUUCCACUUGACCAAGUUCCUGCUGCCUUUGCUGGACAAGGCGGCCACGACGUCUGAUGCAGCUCGCGUCAUCAACGUUGGAUCGGUGGCAGGCCUCAUGCCCCAGCAGAUCGAUACUAUCGCUUACGACACGUCCAAGGCCGCUAUCCACCACAUGACUCGCGUGCUGGCUGCCAAGCUGGCGCGUCGUCCUAAUGGCGGCCACAUCCUCGUGAACGCCAUUGCUCCUGGCCUCGUGCCGUCCAAGAUGUCCAAGGGCAUCUCGGUGGUUACUGGCCUCGGUAUGGAUGACCUUGCUACGGGUAUUCCUAUUCAGAGGUUCGGUCUGGACUCGGACAUGGCUGGACUUGCCAUUUUCCUGUCGUCCAAGGCGUCUGGAUGGAUCACUGGUAUGGUGAUUGCUUCGGACGGCGGUCAAGUGUACACCAUGGAGACUGGUGUGGGUCCCGCUAAGCUGUAG
Molecule: messenger RNA, 840 nt
Organism: Phytophthora nicotianae INRA-310
Lineage: Eukaryota; Oomycota; Peronosporomycetes; Peronosporales; Peronosporaceae
Exons: 2
Coding region: 1-840 (279 amino acids)
Source: RefSeq, a predicted model, not a curated record